Molecule: messenger RNA, 883 nt
Organism: Olea europaea var. sylvestris
Lineage: Eukaryota; Viridiplantae; Streptophyta; Magnoliopsida; Lamiales; Oleaceae
Exons: 8
Coding region: 1-765 (254 amino acids)
Source: RefSeq, a predicted model, not a curated record
AUGGUGAAACAGGGAAAAAGAAGAAAGAUAAAUAGAAUUGAAGAAAACAGAACAUGUUUCUUUUUAGCUUUUGCAUCAAACAUUCCAUAUACGCGCAGGCAUACAGGAGAAUGCCAGAUUCUGUUGAGAACAAAUGCAAAAACAAUUUUAAGUUCCUCCUGGCAUGUUAGUUUCAAAGGGCGAGGAACAAUCGUCCAAAACCGAUGCCAGGUCGAAACAAGUUGUGUUGUGCUUGUGGAUGAGUAUGAGUAUGAGGUGACCCGUCCCGCCGAGGGGUGGGGGCAGCGCACCAACUCCAGAGCCUUUUUUUCAUUUUUUGUCUUGGCCCGCAGUUUUCAAAUUUUCGCCUUCCCACUGGAUAAAGUUCAAGAAUUCUCUCAAUACUUUCUCCCUCUACGUACACAUUCAAAUUACGAUCACCUCCUUCGAUCAUAUUCUAAAGCUUCCACCGCCGGCAAAUCGACCAUAUUUUCUGGAACGAAAAGUGGGGAUGAAGACGACGAGUUUGUGGAGACCCAGUACUACAAAGAGUUGGAAUCCAUUGAUAAACAGCAUCGCACGACAGGAAAUGGUUUUAUGAAAAGGGACAUGGAAAAGAGCGGAAAUGAAGAGCAUUUUCAAUUACGAGGAAGCCAUGGCACUAAUGGAGGAUUUAAACAGACAAUUUUCAAAACUAACCCAGCAACAAAUGAUUGGAUUCCAAGCUUCGAAGAUCACCAGGUUGAAUAUAUUUCGUCGAAGCCAAAUCGGAGCGAGAGUUGUUAGGUCGCCGGCAGUAGGAGAGAUUAUCAUGCCAUGGACUUAUCUUAUUUUAAUCUUGUAUUAUUGGAAAGAGAAAUUAGUCAUUUGGUGAGAAUAAAAUAUAUGGAAUUAUUGAGUAUUC